UAAAGCUCAGUCCACUCGACAUAGCAUAUACACAAACAAUUUUAUGCUGUUGUUUCUAACGAACAUUUUAGAAUUAUUUUGUUGUUUUUAAACGUGUGCGUUAAUGGUCAGGAUUUUCAUGCAUAUAGGCUCUCAUUUUAAAUUUCUUUAUGCGACAUAUAUAUUUUGCAACCCUUUAACGCAAUAAUUGAAUAUAUGCAAUAAAUAUGCUGAUUUAGCCAGUUAAAUUUUAAGCAUGCAGCAUUGAUGUGAAAUUUAGCAUCGUGUAAAGCUCAUUUGUGUGUAAAGACCGCUUGUAUAACACAAAGAAAUAAUAUAGUGGAACAUAUGGACAUAAUUCCGACGAUAGCACGAUAAGAAUAUUUCUUAGUUGCUAGACGUUGUUGAAUAAGUCAUAGACAACGGUGGCGCCAACAAUACAGACUUGGUGAGGAGACAUCACACAGUAAACAACCUGGAUGCAGCCUAACCAUGUAGUUGUUGAUGUUUUAUUAUAACUAUUGAGACGAACUCCAUGUGCCAACCAAACAGAAAGAUUUUUCUGUGAUGUCACUGUUUUGUGGGGUGUAACACAUGAUGGCAAUUUCAGGGAUUUGUGCCCUGGGUAAGAGACGACUCUUGGCGAGCUCAACUGUUGCCAUGGUGACAAACGAUAUUAAUGAUGACGCACAAGGUCCGAGGAAUUACAGGGAUAGUGGCAGUUCGCGUCUAGUGUUUUUAGAGAGGUUUCGCUGUUAUACGUAUUAUAGAAAAACAAUUGAGAAAGGAGGGAAACUGUUUGCUUCCAAUUAGGAAAGCAAGGUCUUUAAUUGGCACUAAUUGUUCUGUAGGCUGUUCUUUUAGUUAAUUGCAUGCUUCUUAACUUAUGCUGCGUGAACCUUCUUAGCAGGGAAGUUGUUUGCGUUAAGUGUUCAGUCGGCAAACGUAGGAGCGUGUACUGUAAAGGUAAUACGUCUUACGUAAAGAACUGCUAGCAAGAGUCCGCCCGGCGAUAGAUAACACAGGAUCGUACCUUGCAUACUUUCUCCCGUAACUGACAGUAACAUAUUCCGAUUGUUUCCGAUGAUAUUUCGUCCGUUAUUUCUGUGGAACACUAACAUAAUGAAACUUCAUAUUAACAGUUUUCAAUGACAAGUAAGCGCUCUCUAUAGAAGGUUAUAAUCCAGAUCACAUGGAGGAUCAUUCAUUAUGGUUUAUUGUAUCAGACAUUUGCACGUGAAAAAAAACAGAAAUGGCAGCCAUUCGUGAAAGAAAUCCCAUUAUGCCUUGCUUUUGUGGCAGUACAGCAACUAUUAGCAUGUACAGCAAUCAAGACACUGAAGCUGAUGAUCCUAUGAGAAUCUCGUGGCAAGUAAUAGGAGGUAAUACCAACAACAACUGUUUGGUGUGGGAAGAGGAGCGGCCCUAUGUUUCUGGCAUAGCUGUGAAAGCUGGGACCUUGGAUGCUUUGAUAGACCUUCUAGUCAGCUCCUUUUUACCAGUAGGUGGCCUAGAAGAAGAAAACAAUGAUUUUCCACAUGUUUUCCUUUUAAUGCAUCAGUGGUUUGUUUCAUCCAAGGAACUUGCAAAACGUCUCACUGACUUAUUCUGGAAGGCUGAACAGUUGUAUGGGUGCAGGCCUCCAUGCCCUCACACUUUGGAGUAUGUUAAUAGAUGUAGGGUAUAUCAAUUUCGCACAAGAGUUUGCCAGGCUUUUAGGUUUUGGAUACGGUCAUUUCCAAUUCAUUUUGAUCUAAACAAUGAAGUUACCUUACUGUUGCUGGACUUUCAGCAGUCCAUACGAGACAGAGGUUACAGUGCCUUGGGAGAUUUAGUGGAUGUCUCCAAAGUUCCGUCUUACCACUGGGCAAGAAGUGUGUCUGUAAGAAAUCCUUCAGGCAAGCACACCAAGAAAAAAGUGUCAUUAGUAUUUGAUCAUCUUGAACCUGCUGAGUUAGCAGAUCAUUUGACAUGUUUAGAACACAAAAUGAUGAGCAGGAUAACAUUUAUGGACAUCAAGACUUCAGCAGUGAAGGGAACUCUGCAGGAUAACCCUAAACUAGAAAGAGCCAUAUCUUUGUGUAACGAUAUCUCCAAGUGGAUUCAGUGCAUGGUCUUAAGCAAGUCUUUGCCACAGCAGCGUGCUGAUGUGAUUGUAAAGUUUGUAGCUGUUGCCAAGAGACUUUUCGAAUCCAAGAACUUCAAUACAUUGAUGGCAGUGGUUGGAGGUCUUAACCACAGUGCAUUAGCUAGGUUAUCUCGAACCAAAGCAUGUGUACCUCCUGACUCCAAAAAAAUGUUAUCAGAGUUUACUGAGCUGCUGUCUUCUGCUCCCAAUUUUACAAAUUAUCGCCGUGCACUGAAUGAUUGUAAAGGUUCUUUCCGCAUACCUAUUCUUGCAGUUCAUAUGAAAGAUCUAAUAUCCCUUAAUGUGGCCUUGCCGGAUACUGACAAAGAAGGUUUGAUCAAUUUCCGCAAAAUGGCACAACUGUCACUAAUUUUCAAGGAACUGUGGGAAUUGCAAAAUUCUAGACUUCCAUUCAAUGUUAACAUGGACCUACUCAAUACACUGAGGCUUUCUUUGGAUGUAACCUGUACAGAAGAUGAAAUUUAUGAACUGUCACUCACCAGAGAGCCUCGUAAUCCAUCUUCACCUCAGUCUUCACCUACGAAGCCAGGGGUAUUUGCAGAGUGGCUUGCUGGAGUGGAUUCUUCACCAGACCCAGAAACUAUGACCAAACACAUUCAUUCUAUUGUAAAGGCCAUUUUUGGAACAUAUGACAUUGAUCAAGACAGCGCUAUCUCCCAAGAAGAAUUUGAGGCAAUACAGACCAACUUUCCUUUUAUAGACUCUUUCAGUGUUAUAGACACAGAUCAGGAUGGAUUCAUCAGUAAGACUGAAAUGAAAGAAUAUUUUCUUGGAGCUAAUUCUCAAGCCCUGAAAAAAAUUUUCAGACACGACUUCCAUGAAACAUCUUAUUUCAAACCAACAUUUUGUGCUCAUUGCACAGGCCUGCUUUGGGGUCUCUUCAAGCAAGGGUACCAAUGUCGGCACUGUGAAGUGAAUGCUCAUAAACACUGUAAGGACUUGGUGGUGGUGGAAUGUCGACGUAGUAUCAGCACUUCAUCUCGCUUGAAUUCUUUCUCUGCAGCAGAUACAGUUAGUGGUAAAAGUCGAUUUCAGCGUCCUUGGCGUAGACAUAAUAAAAGCAGUCAUUCAGAUGGCAGUACCAGUCCUAGUCUUCGGUUAAGUAGUGGAGAUAGUCCAGAAUUAUGUAAAUGUGAAAAUGGGUAUAUAUUUGUCACUUCUCCACUGACCACAGACUUUUCUGAAACUGAUGACUGUGAAAUAUUUACUGAAGUUCCUUCCAAGAAUAACUCAGGUAAUCGAAAUUUGUCUUGUGCUUGUAUGGAUGAAAGUACAAGUCUUGAUUCACCACCACAAACAAUUAAAGAACCAGUUAGCCUUAAUUCUCAACAAAAAGAUGAAGUACCAAUGAAGCCCAAAGAACCAGAGACUGUUGUUUCAGCACUUGAAAAUUCUAAAGAAUCUGACUCUUUGAAUAUUGAAGUUAGUCCUACCUCACCACAGGUGACCAAAACACCAGUAAGUCCUCACUCAUCUUCAGAGAGCUCUUUCUCAUCACCAUCAAUGACUAGAGCAUUAGGAAGUCCUUGCUCACCUCAGGUGACCAAACUAUCAGAAAGCUCUUUUACAUCAUCAAUGACUGAAGAACUAGAAAGCCCUUGUUCCCCCCAAGUGUCCAAAGCAUCAGAGAGCUCUUUCUCACCACCAGUAACCAAAGCAUCAGAAAGUCUCUGCUCACCACAAGUAAACAAAGCAUCAGAUAGUAAUUUUUCUUUACUAGUGAUUAAAGGACAAGGAAGCCAUAACUUAUCUCAAGUGACCAAAUCAUCAGAUAGCUGUUUCUCAUCAGCAGAUACUAAAGGAUUAGAAAGUUCAGGCUCAUCUAAAGUGAGCAGAAUAUCAGAAAAUUUGUUCUCACCACAGUUGGCCAAAGCACCAGAAAAUCUAUAUUCACCUCAGAUAACCAAAAGUCCAGGAAGUCUGUGCUCACUUCAAGUAAACAAAGCAUUUGAACAAAUUCAGACCAAAACAUCAGAAAAUAUGUACUUACCUCAAGUGACCAAAGCACUAUUUGGUUCAUUCUCAUCAUCAUUGAUGACCAAAGCACAAGAAAGCCCAAUCUCAACUCAAGCGACCAAAGCAUCAAUGUGUCUUCUCUCACCACCAGUGACCAAAGCACCAGAAAAUACAUACUCACCUUCAGUGACCAAAACAUCAAUGAGUUCCCUCUCACCUGCAGUUGCCAAAGUACCAGAAAACCUAUUCUCUUCAGAGAUGACUAAAAAUCCAGUAAGAUCUUGCUCACCACAAGUGAUCAAAGCACCAGUGAAUUCUUUCUCAUCACCAUUCUCUAAAAUGUCUGGAAAUCCAUGUUCUCCUUACUUAACCAAACAACCAGUGAGUCCAUGUUUACCCUCAUUGAGCAAAUUGCAAGAAGGUUAUUGUUCAGAGCCAAAAAGCACUAGCAGUUUUUCAUAUUCAAAAGGGGAACUAAAGUACAAGUGAAUACUUGUCUGCCAAUGGAAGUAAUUGAAGUAUCUGAACUUGAAAAAGAACAGGUAUCAUUACUUAAGAAGGAUAAAAGAUGUACAUGUAGGCCAACUUAUAUAAAUUCCUGAAACAGAAACUUGUUUUGUUCAAAUUCUUUCCUGAAGCACAUAAAGAUGUGUUUUUUGUUGUUUAACACUAAAAAAAUUCAACUUUUUCGGUCCUUUUUGCAGAUGUUAUGAAUUGUGUGGAUAUUUUCACAAUAUAAAAUGAUGCUGUUUUUCAGACAUUGAUGACAUGGAUCCAUUUAUAUUGUUAGAAUUUUCCUUUAUUUUGAACUUUGAUGUUUGUGUAUAGGAGAUCCAUAAAAGUAUUCCUUAAAUGUGUUUUUUAAUUUCCAACAUUAUAUCAUUAAAUUGGAUGUUAAGUGUUAAAAACUGUAAUUUGAAAAUGUGUUAUCCAUUUUGGCCAUCUUCAAAAAUUGCUCUGUGUGGAGAACCCCAAACAUAUAAUGUUGCCUAUUACUUCUCUAUCGUGUACAACACUACAAGUAUGAGACUUAACAAAAACCAGGUUUUUUUUAAAGAAUGCUGCAGAAGGUGUACAUCUUAGUUGAUAGAGAUUGAUGAAACUGUAAUGCACAGAGUUAAGUUUCUCGUGACUGGUACAUCUCAACAUGCAGUUAUUGUGAUAAAUAAGUACUUAUUUGAAUAGCUUGUUGUCACUAAGUGUUUGAUAAAGUCAAUUUAGAUUAAUGUUUAAUAAAGUCAAUUUGUAUUAAUAUUUUCAUUACUAUACAAAUAACACAUAACAGUGAAACAAAAUUAAACAAGCAGAAUUGAUUUACAGAAUGUCUUUAACUUUCACGUAAUACAAGUAAUGGAACAGAGUAAUAUUUUUGAUGUGUAACUUAUGUGCUAUGCACAGUCAUCUGAAAAAAAAUUUAGGGAUUAAAUUGAGUAGUUUUGUAUCCAUAAAUAAUGAUUCUAAGGUAGUAUACUUCAGAUAAAAAAUAUGAAACUGCAAGUUGAAAUAAAAUAUUUUAGUCAAAAAUAAAUUGGUAUGUUUGAGAAGGAACUCAUACCAUUUUAAAACUUUGCCAUCUCAGUGUGAGAGAUGAUUAUUAUUUUACAGAAAAGCUGAUACUGACAUGUUUUGCCAGAAAUAGAUGAAGUUUAGACUUAAAAUGACACUAUCUUAGAAUUAUAAUAAUCAUAGUGAAAAAGGCUCAUAAUGUAUGCUUUCAGGAGGUAGACUGUCUUCAAAAGAUGUUUUUUUACAUUUCACCUUUGAUGUAAAAAAAAAGAUAUACUCUCUGAAAGUGCUCACUAAAGCAUAAUAUUAAAUGUUACCAAUAAUAUAUUAACAUUAGAUUUAGUACUCAGCAUAUACAAGAAUGAAAUGGUUGUUUUAAAAAAAUGAAAUGUGUGAAUAGUUCUUGAUUGUAUGAUGUAUAUCUUCAGCCAUUUCAUCAGUGAAAUAAUCUGUAAGGUUUUCUUAUGAUAGCAGUUUGGUAUUUGUCAUCAACUAAAGCAUAAGUGACCUAGUAGAUUUCUUUUAAAUUUAACAACAAAUUUUAGAUGUUCUUACAUAGUACCUGUUAGUAUGCUGAACUGAAAGUACCUGAAAUUUGAUUGUGUGUUACAAAAUUAGCCAUGUAAUAUAUAGAUCAAUCAGGUAAAAUAUGAAAGGAAUGAUUAAACAAUAUUGUAUUAGUUUUUUUAUGAGCAUUUCUAGUGUCUUAUAAAAUAUUGAAGGAGAAGUAUGUGUUAUAUUGACCACAAGUUACAUACGUUGUCAAUACAAAGAGCAGUUUGAUGUAUUUUAUAUAUAUUUCUGAUUUCCAUACACAUUUUCAUUUAAUACUCCAAAUUAGAAUUGCUUUUUCUUUUAUUUUCAAUGGCCAUGAAGUGCUUAUCAUAUACAUUGUAAACUGUCUUUUCAGUUUAAAACUGUAUUAAAGGAUACAUUAGUGUUUUGUGUACUGAUAGUACUAAAUACUAUGAAACAAUGGUUGACUGUUAAUAAAACUAUGUGUGUUAAAUGAAUUAUUAUAUGUUAAAAUAUUUCUGUAAUUUUCAUUAUCACUAGAAUUGUUUAAAGGAAGUGGUACAACAUUGAUGAAAAUAUUGUUCAUUUGAAGCAUGAUGGGAUAUUUUUGAGAUGCUUGAUCCCUUGCCAUUUCAUGCAUGUGUUGUGCAUCAUGACCAUUAUGGAUGUAAGCAUCGGUAUUGGAAAAUGGAGAGUAUUGAUAAAACUCUUAAGUUGUUCAGUCAUUUCUUUAGCUGCCUGUGUUUGUAAUGUGAAUAACAAGAGAUCAUAUAAUAUAUCAAAUCAACCUCAAAUAUAAUCAGAAAGAAAAACCUAUUUUGUGUGUUUGUGAAUGGCUUUUCUUAGAUAUCUCAAGUCACAUGGCCACUUUGUGUAUAGUGUAAGUUUAUGCCGAUAAAAUGUUUAUCAAAUCUA
This is a messenger RNA of Limulus polyphemus (Atlantic horseshoe crab), 7021 nucleotides long. RefSeq lists its product as uncharacterized. Lineage: Eukaryota; Metazoa; Arthropoda; Merostomata; Xiphosura; Limulidae. Gene Ontology annotation, molecular function: guanyl-nucleotide exchange factor activity; calcium ion binding. The record is from RefSeq and is a predicted model, not a curated record. Gene Ontology annotation, cellular component: plasma membrane. Gene Ontology annotation, biological process: Ras protein signal transduction; positive regulation of GTPase activity. Bases 1232 to 4573 code for a protein of 1113 amino acids. The transcript has 18 exons.